AUGUGUCUCGAUUGUGUUAAUGAUUAGCAAUUAUGGUAAAAUUCUUUAAGAUGCACAUAAAUUUAUUCUUAAGACGAUCAACAGCAACUUAUAAUAAAAUCCUCUAACUUUAACUUUGAAAUUGAUCCAGAUAAAAAAAUAUUAAGACUAGCUUAAGUAGCCUAACAAUAAUGCUAAAACUCCUUUUAUUUAUCUUCAUAAGAAAGUUUAAUUUGUAAAAAUUGUCCUGAAGGAUGUAAAUCCUGCUAAGUUCAAAGUUCAUAAUUUGUAUGUACAGAAUGUGAUUAAGGAUUUCUAUUGCAAGAUAAUAAAUGCUUGCUGUGCUCCACUUUCAUAUCAAAUUGUGUAUCUUGUGGUUAAAAGAAUAAUGUUAUUUAUUGCUAAAGUUGUUAAAACUCUUAAUAAGGAAUAUAACUUAUACCAUCAGUAGAUUUAAAGAGCUGUAUUUCUUGUGAUCAAACAGAGUCUGGUAAUUCUCAGUCUUCAUUUUGUAAUAAAUGCUCUUUUAGAAAUUCUGAAGGAACUUAGAUAAAUUAUUUGAACUAAUCAAAAGCUCUUUACAGUUCAUAAAGUGAUAAUAAUUAAAUUUAAGAAAAUACUUAAUAUUAAUUGUAUUGCGACUAGUGUUAAUAGGAUUAUUUUUUAAAUAGCUAUUACCAAUGUUCUAAAUGUAUUUAAAAUUGUGAAAUUUGUUAUUAAGGGGAUAUAACAGAAGAUAUUUAAAACCCAUAAAGUUAUUAUACUCUUCAAUAUAAAUAUAAAAAAUAUAAAAAUGAUUCUUUUAUAACAAAAUGCCUAAAAUGUAAAGAUGGCUUCUUUUUACAGAAAAGCUCUUCUUUGCAAGAUGAAUAAUGCUUACCAAAUAAUUAGUUAUAACCUUAACAAAAUAUAUAAAAUUGUGCGCACAUUGUAAUUUAUAAUAAUGUUUCUUCUUGUAGAUAUUGCAUUAACUCGGGAUAAAAAGUCGGAUCAAAUAAAUGUAAUAUUUCUUUAGACUAAUAUUUAAAAGAUACUAAAUGCAUUAGCUUUUAUUAAAGUAAUGAUAACUUAAAUUAUUGUGAUUUAUGUUUGGAAGGGUACACUCCAACUCCACUAGGAUGCUUACCUUGCAAUAAAGAAUCUCGUUUUUGUUCUCAGAUUUCACUUUAAAGUGGAUAAAAUAAUCUAUUUUCAAUUAUUUAUUUGUAGUUAUUUAAAAAAAUGUUCACACAAUAUGAAGAACAAAAUUAUGUGGCUUUUUUUUAAUUAAAAGAAGGCUUAGUUGAUAUUACUUGCUUAAAUGGUAUGAAUCCAGUUGAUAAAAAAUGCUAUGUUUCAGAAUGCUCACAAUCAAGCUGCUUUAAAUGCAAUUUUGAUUAAUUUGGCAAAGAAUUCUGUGAGAAAUGCAGAGAUAUAGAUCCUUUAAGAAAUGAAUAGUAGGAUUUAAUAUUUAAACCUUCUUCAGUAUCAAGAAAACAAGUUAAAUCUGACCUAUUUGAUUGUACCACGUGUGAUAGGUAUUGCAAUUAAUGUAUUAAAAGAUCAUAAUCAGAAAUAUCAUAGAUUAAUCCUUACUUUACUCUAAACUAUCCUAGUACCUAGCUUUAAGGAUAUUAUUAAACUUUCACUUAAAAGUGCCUUCAGUAUAGGCCUUUAGAUUAACAAUGCUCUCAGAUAAGCUAAGAGAAUUAGCUGUAAGUUACAUAAAGUGUAAAAUGCUCUAAAGAAAUAAACGAUUAAGGAAUUUAUUAUAACCCUAAAUUUAAUAGAUUUACUGUUUGCAAAAAUGAUUAAAUUUCAUGUAAGAAGUCAAUCAAGUUUGCUAAAGUAAUUGAUUGUUCAAAUAACCCUAAGCUUCUAAAAUUAUCUGAUGCCUAUAAUAAAGAAGAGUUUUUGGCAGAUCCUAAUAUUUACAAGAUAUCAAGCAAAAGCUCUUUAGAUUUUAGCAGCAAAAUAGUAUUGGAUUUUUCUGAAUAUGAAAAUAUUCCUUACUUAACCACUGUAUUGAAUGAAGAAUUGAUAACUAAUUUUGAAUACAUCAUUUAUGUCAUACCUGAUUCUGAUAAUACUUGCUACAUUAAGAAUGACUUCACAGUAAAAUCAUAAUUAGCAGGUAAGGUUUUUGCUGUAGAAGAAAUAUCUUUAAAACUAGUUCCUUUAGUCAAUGGAUAAGUUGAAGAGGAUUUUAUUUUAAAUUUAUAAAUGUCUGAAAGUGUAAAUAUCGAGGGAUUCUCAAAAAUUAUAGUUAAAAAUUUAGUUAUGACUGAUUCAUAAAUAAAUGAAAAUUAGAUAAAUACCUUCUUUGGUAUAAAUUUGAGUAAAAACUUGUUUAAAUCAGAAGUUGAGUUCAAUAAUGUAAAAUUUUUAAAAAAUAAAUAAACCACUCAAGUAUAAGGAGCUCCUGCUAUAUUUCCUUAAAAUAUAUUACAUAAUAUAAAAAAAUUAACAAUCAAUGAUGUUAUUUUAGAAGAUUGGGAAUAUAGCAAAGACAAUAAUCCUUUUUUAUUUGAUGAUUAUAACCAAGAAUUAUUUUAAUUUGAAGCAGAUAUUUCGUUUUUAUAAAUUAUCAAUGUAAAAUUUACAGGAAAGACAGUAUUUCCAAUAGUCAAUCCAUUAUCUGAAAUUAAUUUUAAUGAUAUUACUCUUGAUAAUGUUAAAUUUAUAAAUUCAACAUUAAGCAGUGAUUAAGCCAUUCCUUUAAGCAAUUUAGACUCAAUAAUAGAAGUUAAAGUAUAAAAUCUAAAUAUUGUUUCAAGUUUAUUGGAUGGGUCAAGCUUAUUUUAAUAUCAAAAUGACUUUCUAAACUUAGUUUUGAAUACAAUUAAAAUUGAUUAAACCAAUAAAUUUGCUAAUGGAAAAGGCAUAUCUCUAAUCUAAACAAGAAAAUUAUAAGCUUUUAAUAUUAAUCUAGGCUGUAGUGACUGCGAAGAUGAGUAAUUAGAUUUUAAUUGGUAUAGAUUAAUAUAAAUUCCAGAUUUACAAGAUGUAUAAAAACAAAAAUAAACAUAAUCCUAGUCAAUAUUUUCAGUUUAAUCUGUAUUUAUCAACCAAACCAUAUUUAGAUAAAAAUCUUUUCUCAUUAAUGUACCUUUUAUCCCAUUAAAGACAUCUCACUUGAUCCAUAUUGUCACUUUAAAUAACAUUAUUUUCUCAUAUAUUUAAUGUAAGGGAACGAACUGUAUGGAUGGACUUAAUGCUAUUCUAGUUAGUGGAGUAUAAGAAGCAAGAAUCAAUAAUAUUUAAAUUUAAGAUAGUAUUGGCUUUUAAUUACUAAAGGUUUCAAAUUCCAAAAUUAUGGAAAUUUCUUCAGUGACUUGCUCAAAUUAAAAUUUGGAAAUUUACAUAAUUUCUACAUGUUUAAUUGUAUAAAAUUACUUUAUUUAUGCCAAAAUUACAAGUGUUAAUGUUUACUAUGUAGAAACACAAUCACAGAUAAAUCAAGAAGAUCCAUCUCUUUUUUCUGCAUAAGAAAUAAAGUAAUACUUUGAUUCUUAAGCAGAUUUGUAAAAGAUAAUUGCUGAACACUUUGAAAACUAACUAUAAAAUAGUUCAAUCCUAUUUAUUGAAGAUUUAAUAUUAUAAGAUGUAAGCAUAACUCUGAAGCCAAAUUUUUUAGGACCUACUAUUGGUGGAUUAAUGAUUUAAAAUGUUAUACCAAAUAGAUCCCUAAUUAAAUAAUUAAAUAUUACAAAUGUAUAGGCUAUUAAAGAAGAAAAAGAAAUCUAGGAUAUUGUAAUUGGAAUUUAUUAUACAUCUACUAAUGAUGUAGUAGUUUUGGAUUAGUGUAAAAUUUUAGGUAUAAUUACGGGAAAUUACAAAAUUGUUAAUUACAUCGAUUCUAAAACAAUAAGAAUCAAAAGUAGCGACUUUAGAGAAUCUAAGAAUAACGAUGAUAAUACAUAUACGUUAAUUAAAGGAGGAUUUUUUAAUAUUUUAACAUAAGAUCUGCUUGUAAAAUCUACCAAUUUUAUCAUAUCUGAAGCAAAUUAUGGAGGUGCUUUGUAUAUUUCUAAUAACUAAAAAGCUGUGAUUAAUAUAUAAGGACCUAAAACAAAUUUUUUUGUAAACAGUGCAAUAUAGCAAGGAGGAGCUAUUUUUAUAGACUCAUAAAAUGACAUUAAUAUAAACAUAAGCGAGAUUAUAGUAGAUGGUAUAAUCGCUAAUAAUGCAGGAGGAUUUUUUUAUAUGAAAGCUGACGGGGAAACUUUUAUCACUAUUGAAAAUUCUUAUUUUAAAAAUUGUUUUUGCGAAUAAGGAAGCAUUAUCAACGCAAAUACUGAAUUAAUAUCAGGCUCAAUAAAUGUGGUAUAUAAUAACAAUAAUUUUACAAGUCCUAAAAAAUAUGAAUCACAUAUUUUUUUUGAUAAUGAUAUAAAGCAAGGAGCUAUGUUUUAUCUUUUAAGGGCUAAACUAACAAUUUCAAAUAGUUUAUUUAAAAGUAUUUAUUUUAACAGUCCUAUUGUUUAUCUUUAUGGCGGAAAGUAUGUAGAAAUAAAUAACACUUAUACAGAUAUAGAACUGAAUAAUCCACCUUUAUUUUUUCUAUAAUAUUCCUCUGUCAAAAUUAAUAAUCGUGGAAACCAGAGUUAAAUAAAUACUUAUAAAGAUAUUAGAUUAAUGUGUUUAAAAGAAAAUAAAUGUUAAGUAAUUGGAAUACAAAGUAUAGCAUCCCUAUACUCAAUCGAUUAACCUGCAAGAUCUCCUGAAAUACAUAAUUUGGUUUUCUAAGAUAUCAAAUGUAAUUAAUGUGGUUUAAUAUUUAACACUAUAUACCUAAAAGCUAGCAGGAUGAUAAUAACAAAUAGCACAUUCAUAGGAAAUCAACUAUUUUAUUCCCCCAUUUAAGUUAUUUCUGCUCAAUCAAAAGCACUUAGAAUUCUAAAAAAAUAACAAGAAUAAAAUACUUUUAAAAUAUCAAAAUUUUCAAUGAAUGCUUUAAAUAAUUUGAAUCAAAGAAAUCUUUAAGAGAAUAAAUGGUUUAUAGAUGAUGAUUUGAUUGAGUUUGAUUUAAAGAUAGAUAAAUGUACGUUUUAAUCAAAUAAAGUAGAAUUUAAUGGAGGUGCUAUUACUGCAAAGGAAAUUAACAUUCUAAUUACUAAUGUAAAAUGUAUAGGAAACGAAUCUAAAUCUGAAGGUGGAUGUAUCAAUUACAGUACUGAAAACAAAUUUUAGAAAAACAAAUUUCUUUUAGUAAAUACUUAAAUUGCAAAAAAUAUAGCUUAUGCUGGAGGAGGUGUAAGAGUAAUUGGCACUGAGGCAAUUUAGAAAAAUUUUACUGAAAUUAAGAAUAAUGUAGCUAAAAGGUAUGGUUAAGAUUAUUUGUCCUAUCCUAUGGGUAUUUCUAUUAGUCUCAAUAAAAAUGGAGUUGAAAAAGAACUUGGUAGAAGCUUUGGUAAAACUGUUAUUGAUGUUGAUAAUUGGGUAACAGGUUAGGAUGAAAAAGUAAAUGGAUACUUUGUAAUUUAAUUUUUGGAUAUUAACUCAAUAUAAAUGAUUGUUCCAGAUGCCUAAGUAGAAGUAUCUUUAGACGAUAGUGAAUUAAGCGAUCCUGCAUCCAAAAUUGAUGGAAUAAAAUCUUUUUCUUCAAACAAUUAAGGAUCUUAAGUUGUGUUAAAUGAUAUCGUAUUUAAAAAGCAACCCUUAAAAAAUUUAUCAGUGAAAGUGAAGUCUAAUACAAUCAAAUAUCCAGUUUACGAUUAACUAACAGGAUUUUUAGAUAGCUAUGAUACGAAUUUUUAUUUUAUCUUGAAUAUUAAAAUGAGAGAAUGUCUAGUAGGUGAAGCAUUCUUUGAUAUCUCUGGAGAAUGUAGAUUGUGUGAUAAGGAUUAUUAUUCUUUACACAAUUCAUCAACUCAGUGCUUGGAAUGUCCUAAAGUAGGAGUAGAUUCUUGCGAUGGAGGUAAUAAGCUUAAUUUACAAUCCGGCUAUUGGAGAUUAAUGGAUGACUCAGACUUAAUUGAGAAAUGCGAUGAAUACUCUUCUGGGUGUCUUGGAGGAUAUCUCUCUGGAAAUUAAUCCUGUAAAAAAGGAUAUAUUGGAGCUUUAUGCUAGAGCUGUGAUAUAUAUGGAAAUGUUUGGGGGGAGAGAUACUCAAAAAACAGUUCAUAUACAUGUAAAAGUUGUAAAGAAUUUGCAAAUAAUUUAAUCAAACUACUUGCUCUAGGAAUUUUCGUUUUUCUAAGUUUAUUUUUAUCAAUAAGAGGCUAGAUCAACUCUAUGGAAGCUUUCAAGCACAUAUACUACUUGAUAAAAUUAGGAUUUUUAAAACCUGGUAAAACUACUAUGCAAGAAAGUUAAGUUGCUAUUGUAGUAAAAAUAUUGACAACUUAUGUUUAAAUUAUUGGCCAUCUAUAAAAGUUUUAAAUUAAAUUACCAACCGGAUUAGAUGAGUUUGUUAAUGUUAUAGGAAACCCUGUUAGGCAAGUUAGUCACAGUUUAGACUGCUAGAUUGUUUUGACUUCUGAUAAUAUUCCGAUAGUUUAUGAACUGAUAUCAACUAUGGCAUGCACUUAUAUUUCUGGAUUGUAUUUCAUUAAAGCUGAUUAUAAUUACAUGUGCUAUGAUGAUACUUAUUAUAAUUGGACUCUAACUUUAGUCUUGCCAUUUUUUAUCUUCUGGUGUUUACUUUGUCCUCUUAUUCUUUUUGUCAAGUUGUAUAUAAAUAGAAACAACUUAUAAAAUCCUCUAUUUAAAGAAAAAUUUGGCUAUCUUUAUAAUGAAUACAGGGUAGGCGCAUUUUACUGGGAACUCUUUAAAACUUUGAUUAAAAUUCUUAUCGUAGUAGUAAUAGAGUUCUAUUCAUCAUUUAUAUACAUAAAAGUUAAUGGUAGUUUUAUUUUAAAAAUUUUAAUCAAUUUGAUGAGAGAAUUUACCAUUAAAUUCUAUUAAAAUGUGGAUAGAUAUAGAUAAAAGCUCCAUCAAUAUUUCCCAAGACUUUCAAAGGUUUUAAAAAUAAGCAAAGUUACUUUAGCUAGAAAGCAGCAAUUAUGGGAAAUUUUAAGAUCUCAUGUAUACAUCUUUAAGAAGAACAAGAAAAUAAUUAAGCUAUAGCAGCAAUCUUUUGAUAACUUAAACUUAUUCAAUAAAUUUUAACCACUUAACAUAGACACAUUUAAAAGUUCAACUCCUUCGACUUUAAACAGAUAUCCACCCCUUAAACAAAAAUCAGCAAACACUUAAAAUUAAGAAAUUAAAACGAGUAUCUUUAAUUAACAAAAUACUUUAACAUAAAAAAAAGAUCAGGAAAUUGAAAUCUUGUAAACAUCAUGCCUAGAAAUACCUAACGAAAAUCCAUAAUUUUCAGAUAAGUCUUCAAAAAGAGAUUUUAUUAAGUUUAGUUAAUUUCCAAGCAAUUAAUAAAUAACAACAACUUAGAGAUUUAAUGAAUUAAUGAACUCAGAAAUAAAUAUUGAGUUUUAAAAAUUACAACAUUAAUAAAGCUAAAAUAACAAAUGA
Molecule: messenger RNA, 7434 nt
Organism: Tetrahymena thermophila SB210
Lineage: Eukaryota; Ciliophora; Oligohymenophorea; Hymenostomatida; Tetrahymenidae
Product: transmembrane protein, putative
Exons: 14
Source: RefSeq, a predicted model, not a curated record